AUGCACUCUAGCUAUUUCCUUAAUCUUAGAUCAUCUCGCCCAAGGAAGAACGAUGAAGAGCAAGAUGAAAAUAUAUUGGUAGAGGUUUCAAAGGACGGAACAAGAAAUGUUAUUAUUACGGGUAAAGCGCAAGAUUCGGAGGAGGUUGCUCUAGGAGAAGAUGUUCAAGCAAUCGAUAUUCCUUUACCCGACGAAGAUCAAACUGAAGAACGUUGCCAGAAUCCAAGAUCACUGCAGGAAAUUUCUAAACAGAGAGAAUUGCAACAACAACGGUUGGAAACGAUCGAGCGUGAUUACUUGCGUCUUAGAGAGAGAAACUCUCUUACGGUCGUUGCAGAUGCUUCACGAAACGUUAAUUUGAAAAGCUCGCUGUCUUCCUACAGAACGGUAAAAUUUAAUGACACAAUAGAGGAUCACCUCGAAAUCAAGGAUGCACCCAAGGUUGCAUUUCAAGAUACGAAUCAAGUGGAAAAACGAGUUCAGGAUAUGAUCAAAGAAGUUAAAUUAGAUGAUGAUAACGAAAGUAUCAUUUCUGAAGAAGAAUCAAAACCAGAUUACGAACACUUUUAUAACAAUCCUGAAACCAACAAUGAGCAGUUAGAUGAAGCAGAAGAGGGAAAAGAAUAUAAUUGGAAUGACGUUAGUGAUACACUGACUGUCGUUUCUGAAGUCUCGGAGUUUUAUCAGGACUUUAAGAACAUCAACCAAGAGAAGGCUGAAAAGAAAAAAAUCACAGUACCUUUACCAUUUUCAUUUGAAGAGAGAGAAUCCAUGAAACCAAAAGGUAUUCAUAGAAGAAAAAUGGAAGAGUAUAUCGGAAAGAUAAAAUUGGAAGAGGAACAUCAUUUAAACAAAAGAUUUAAGGCCAACCCAGUUCCCAAGACUACUAAACAAGCAUUGUAUAAUUCCAUUAAGAUGAGAACUGAAUAUCAAUUGACACUUCAAAAGAAAGCCCUUAAAGAGAUGACCAAAAGUAUUGUCAAGCCUUUUUAUUUUGCUGAAAGAGACAGGAAGAGAUUGAAGGAAAUUGAAAAAGAAAGGAUUCAAAAAAAGGAAUCUGAAAUUCAGGAACACACAAGACACUUUAAGGCAAACCCAGUGCCGUCUCACACUUUUAAGCUAAUGUUCGCUUCAAAACUUGAAGCGGAAGCAAGACGAAGAAAUAACCGAGUCAAAGAACGAUCAGAACAUUUGCUACGGUCCUCUUCGCUUCCACCUCGAAUGGAAAUGUGGAAAAAAGUUUCUGCCAAUCAAGAGAAAAGCAUACCACACAACCCGUUGGAUGAUGAGCUUACACACAAACCCAAGAUUAAUCACAAUGUUCCAGAUUUUGAGGUGAAGCAAAGAGAAUUCCAAGAAACUCUUUACCUUGCAAAAAGAACAAAAAAGCCAACAGUUCCAAGGCCAUUUAAAUUCCACAAUUCAAUGAGUGAAAGGGAUCUGAAGCGCAUUGCAGGAGAGGUUGGAAUUGAUGAUGAUUUUAUCUCAACCUAUUCCAAACUAGACAACACUCGAAACGACUGUCCAAAGCGACCAUCUUCAGCUGUUUGCAAGUCCUCAAAAAAGCCGUUAGAUACAAACGCCAACAAACUAAGGAACGACCUUAUAAAAAAGCAAAUUUCGGAGAGAGAAGAACGAAAGAAACAGCUGGACAAUAUACGACGGCAACAGGAAAAACAGCAGAAUCGGAUAUCAAAGCAAGUAAUUCCAAACAUCGAACAACCGUCACGUCGUACAUAUCAAACAACUAGCUCAGCUACCAAUGAAAAAAGAACCUCAUCACCAACUGCUCCCUACCAUACACAACCCUAUCUGUUUGAAACAAGUUUGAAGAAAAAAGUUAGGGAGAAAGUAUUGGAAGAUUUAAAACAAGUGUUGGAAGAAAAUGGCACGUCCUAUUUGUUGUCACGAUUCCUCGAUUGA
This is a messenger RNA of Naegleria lovaniensis, 1923 nucleotides long. RefSeq lists its product as uncharacterized. The transcript has 3 exons. Gene Ontology annotation, biological process: cilium organization. The coding region runs from base 1 to 1923 and encodes 640 amino acids. Lineage: Eukaryota; Heterolobosea; Eutetramitea; Acrasida; Naegleriidae. The record is from RefSeq and is a predicted model, not a curated record. Gene Ontology annotation, cellular component: cilium.